This is a messenger RNA of Letharia columbiana, 237 nucleotides long. RefSeq lists its product as uncharacterized. Lineage: Eukaryota; Fungi; Ascomycota; Lecanoromycetes; Lecanorales; Parmeliaceae. The record is from RefSeq and is a predicted model, not a curated record. Bases 1 to 237 code for a protein of 78 amino acids. The transcript has a single exon.
AUGACGAAAGUACCGAAGGAGCAGCCCAUUGUCUACCAGCUGAGGGCCACCUGGACCCAGAUACUGUUUCCGCUGGCUGUCAGGAUACUGACAGAUGACUACCUGAAAAAGCCUACCCAAAAGCACCCACCAGGUGUGCUUCUGGUCGAUUAUGAGAUGAAAGAAGAGCUGGUCAAACCUUGGAUUGCUGCGUGGAAUCACAUCGAAAGAUGGCGUGUAUCUGGUUGGGAAGGCUGA